GUUGGCCACUCACUCGUCCUCGUUCUCCCCCAUACCCUCCGACACCUCUGCCUCCAACUCAGCGUCACCGAGACGCACUCAUCUCCACACUCUCAUACCUAACGCACAUGUCUGCGGCCCGCCAGGUCGCAUGGCGCGAGCCGACGAAGGAGGACAAGCCGCCCAAGGAUGCUGAUCUUCAAACAGCUUGGAAGUUCUUGCAGAAUGGUGUCGAACACAUCAUGACGCGGCUGCAGAUGGGCAUGUCGUACCAGUACUACAUCAUUCUGUACACGACCAUCUACGACUACUGCACCGUUCCGAGCCGCGGUGGGUUCGCGUCGGCACCGAAGGGCGGCGCAAGCUUGCAGGGCGCCGACCUGUACAAGAAGCUCAACGGCUACCUGGCCGAACACUGUCGUCAGAUGCGAGAGGAAGGCGAGCGUCUCUCCGACAUCGAGCUCAUCAAGUACUACGCGCGCCAGUGGGAGCGGUACACCACCGGCGCGGGGUACCUCCACAAGCUGUUCAACUACUUGAACAAGCACUGGGUAAAGCGUGAGAAGGACGAAGGGCGAAAGGAGAUAUACACCGUAUACACUCUCGCGCUCGUAGCCUGGAAGAAGAACUUCUUCAAGUACAUCCAGAAGAGCGACUCGGAGCCUUCGCGCCUUACCCAGGCCGUGCUCAAGCAGAUUGAGCUGCAGCGCAACGGAGAGACAAUCGACAACUCGCUCCUGAAGAAGGUCAUUGAGAGCUAUGUCGCGCUCGGCAUCGACGACGCAGACGUGCAGCGCGAGAACCUCGAAGUCUACAAUGAUUGCUUCCAGAGGUACUUCAUCGAGGCUACGCGCAAGUAUUACGCGCAGGAGUCGGCCACGUUCGUGGCCAACAACUCGGUGCCCGACUACAUGAAGAAGGCCGAGGACCGUUUGAAGGAGGAGCAGGACCGCAUCAACCUCUACCUGCAUGACUCUUCACGGCGCGAGCUCAAGGAGACGUGCGAAUAUGUCCUAAUCAAGGAGCACGAGAAGAUAAUGCAGGACGAGUUCCAGCCUCUGCUGGAGGCAGACCGCGAAGCAGACCUGGGCCGCAUGUACGGUCUUCUUAUUCGCGUUAAUGGUCUCGACUCGCUCCGCGUCAAGUUCGAGGAGCACGUCAAGAAGGCCGGCCUGGCCGCUAUAGAACGUGUCAUUCCCGCCCCCGGAGCGGUCAACGAGGCGGGCAAGCCCGAGGUGCUGGACCCCAAGUCGUACAUCGAGGCACUCCUGUCCGUGCACAGCAAGUUUCACGAGAUUUUGGACGGUCCUUUCCACUCUGAGAUUGGGUUCAACGCGUCUCUGGACAAGGCGUGCCGUGACUUUACCAACUCCAACGCCGCUGCCAAGACCGCGACCAAGUCGCCCGAGCUUCUCGCGUCUUACUGCGACCAGCUGCUCAAGAAGAGCAACCGUGACGUGGACCCGGACGCCCUGGAGGGAGCUCUUACCAAGGCUAUGAUCAUCUUCAAGUUCAUCGACGACAAGGACGUCUUCCAGAAGUUCUACCAGAAGAAGCUCGCGCAGCGUUUGGUCAACUCGAUGUCGGCAUCCGACGACUCUGAGGGGUCAAUGAUCUCCAAGCUCAAGGAGGUCUGCGGCUACGACUACACCACAAAGCUUACAAGGAUGUUCAGCGACGUUAGCGUUGGUCGCGAUCUGACGGAGAAGUUCAAGGAGAAGGAAAGGCGCGAAGGUUCAGGAGACGAUCUCGACUUCUCUAUCAUGGUCCUCGGUACUACUUUCUGGCCACUUGCUCCUCAGCAGACCGACUACGCCGUGCCGCGCGAGGUGCAGCGGACACAUGAGCGGUUCACGAAGUUCUACAACGACGUUCACUCUGGCCGCAAGCUCACAUGGCUGUGGCAUGUGUCCAAGAACGAGCUCCGCACGACGUACCUCCAGCAGAAGUACAUCUUCAUGACAUCCGCGUACCAGAUGGCCAUCCUCACUCAGUUCAACGAGAACGACUCGCUUUCGUACAAGGAGCUCGCGGACGGUACCAAGAUCGACGACAAGAUCUUAAAGCCGCAGUUGAACCUUUUGGUCAAGGCCAAGGUGCUGCUUAAUGACUCCGACACAUACGACCUGAACCUCAACUUCCGCUCCAAGAAGAUCCGUGUGCAGCUCAACCACCCAGUGAAGGCCGAGCAGAAGGCCGAGGCGACCGAGGUGCUCCAGGCUGUCGACGAGGACCGCAAGUUUGUGUACCAGGCGACGAUUGUGCGCAUCAUGAAGGCGCGCAAGACCAUGAAGCACCAGGGCCUCAUCCAGGAGGUCGCGCAGAGCAUCUCGACGAAGUUUACGCCCAAGGUCUCCGAGAUCAAAAAGGCCAUCGACUACCUGAUUGACAAGGAGUACCUCGAGCGUGGCGACACGAAGGACACCUACAACUACCUGGCCUAAGUGUCAGCCACUUUGUUCGGCACUCACGCUCUGCGGCCCCCCAACGACCUGUGCAGCAGUACCCGGCCGUCAUGUUACUGCGGCGACUGUGGGUGAAGGGCUCCGCGCCGAGAAGAGCAGCGCAUGUUGGAGCCUGGCGCGCUGUCGUCGUUGUAACUGUACAACAUGCAUUGAUGUGACACCGAUAGCCAGUCUCGCGAGCUCUACUUGGCCUCUGGGAGCCAUGCACGCCUUGAAAUCUGCUAUGUGAC
Molecule: messenger RNA, 2674 nt
Organism: Cutaneotrichosporon oleaginosum
Lineage: Eukaryota; Fungi; Basidiomycota; Tremellomycetes; Trichosporonales; Trichosporonaceae
Biological process (GO): protein ubiquitination; SCF-dependent proteasomal ubiquitin-dependent protein catabolic process
Cellular component (GO): SCF ubiquitin ligase complex
Molecular function (GO): ubiquitin protein ligase binding; protein-macromolecule adaptor activity
Source: RefSeq, a predicted model, not a curated record